Messenger RNA from Saccostrea echinata, 276 nucleotides. RefSeq lists its product as uncharacterized. Lineage: Eukaryota; Metazoa; Mollusca; Bivalvia; Ostreida; Ostreidae. The transcript has 3 exons. The record is from RefSeq and is a predicted model, not a curated record. Bases 1 to 276 code for a protein of 91 amino acids.
AUGGAGAAUGUGAAAAGUGGAUUUGUACUGUUGCUGGUCGUGGUCACUAGAGUGUUUGGUUCUAUGAAGGAGACACCACAGCAGAUCAUUAACAAAUACAACAACUACAGGACAAUCUGUACUGGACUUGGAUAUCAGAACCUAAGCUGUAAAGCCGACAACAAAGCCCCUGAAGAAGGCAUGUAUACGUUUAGCUGGACAAUCUUGUCAGUGGCCAGUAAAUAUUUUAUCAGUGAAUUUAUACAUGAUAGAAACUCUGCUGCUAAAAAUAUUUAG